Molecule: messenger RNA, 785 nt
Organism: Nymphalis io (European peacock)
Lineage: Eukaryota; Metazoa; Arthropoda; Insecta; Lepidoptera; Nymphalidae
Product: chymotrypsin-like
Exons: 3
Coding region: 9-779 (256 amino acids)
Biological process (GO): proteolysis
Molecular function (GO): serine-type endopeptidase activity
Source: RefSeq, a predicted model, not a curated record
CGUAAACCAUGUUAAAACUAUUUUUAUCACAAUUCUCGUUAAUAUUAUUAGUAAAUGCCAAAUCGGUGUUAGAACCCAGAAUCGUGCACGGCGAACAGGUUAAUAUAGCUAAUUAUGCUCAUUCAGUGUUUUUGGUAAUAAAUGGUGCAACUGGCCACUAUAUAUGCGGUUCUUCGGCUAUCAAUCAGAAGAUUCUCUUGACAGCAGCGCAUUGUGUCGACACUUGUAUCAACAAGUGCUUGGAUUCUGCGGCAUAUGCAGGCAAUGCCAAUAAGAGACGAGGUAACAAAAUAUCAAUUUUGGCAACAGCCAUACACAAAAAAUUCAACCGUAACCGAAUACAAAACGAUAUUGCCUUGAUUCUGCUUAAGAAUCCUCUGACGUUGGGGAAGUUUAUCAAGAGAGUGGCACUAACGAGAGCAGUACCUCCUCAGACAAUUGGAAUUGUCGCGGGAUGGGGUUUGGUUAAUGAAGUGCAUAAUACACACACUGAUUUUCUACACUCAGUUCAACAGACGAUUUGGAACUUUGAGGAUUGUCGAAAAAUGAUACCAACGUUAUCAGACGGAACUAUCUGUGCCGGAGACGUGCAAAAUCAACGAUACGCAUCAGAAGGUGAUUCUGGCAGUGCUCUGAUCAUCAACAAAUAUAUCCAAAUAGGAAUUGUCUCUUAUAAAAGGCCGGAUAUAUCGAGAGCCAUUGUAGUUUAUACGGACGUUGCUUAUUUUUAUAAUUGGAUAAAAUAUAAUUCAAAGAAAUUAUACUGUGAUUACGUGUAAUUUUUU